GUGGCGGUAAUGCGACAAUAUGGAUGCCAACAGUCGAAAAAGAAGAAGAAAAAAAGAAGGAGACGGCGGCCCAUGAUCUCUUUGAUGAACUUGUUUUUUGUAAAAACAUGUCCCAAGUCAAGCUUCAACGAGAAAUUCACAGAGUUUAAAAAACAACCGUGAAGUCGGAUUAUAGAGAUGGAUGAUCAGCGCAGACUGCUGGAUUUCUCCCGGACUCCCCGGAUAAUCUUACACCGGAUAGACCACCUACAGUAUGAUAUUUAUAAGGAGGAGCUAUGUAAGCAGGAGAGGAGAUCCACUCUGGACCAGGAGGAGUUAGAACCUCUACAGGUGAAACAAGAACAGGAAGAACCAGACGAUCAGCAGAUAAAAGAAGAGCAGGAGGAUCUAGAACAUCAGCAGAUAAAAGUGGAAGAGAAAGAAGUUUACUGCAGUCAGGRUGAAGAACAACUUCCAUUAAAACAGGAGACUGAUUUCUUCAUGUCAAUUCCUGUUUAUGAGCAAACAAACCAAACGGAAUCAGAACCAAAUAGGACCSAAGUCRUCUUUCAAAAAGCURAGAACCAAAAUCAGGAAAGAAGAAAUCAUAAAGACUUUGGUGCAAAAAGAGAUGAAGAGRAGAAACAAMAAAAGAKGCAUCARGAAACCAGACAGCAUGGUGACGGUUCAAAUCGAAAUAGUGACUUAACUAAAAAGAUAGCAAGUAACACWUGCGAGAGACCUUUCUCAUGUAGAAAAGGUUUCAGYCAAAAAGAUAACUUAAAACACCUCAUGAGAGAUCAGAUAACUGAGAGGCUUUUUCUAUGCAUGAAUUGUGGAAAAGGUUUUAGUCGUGAAAGUGAUCUAACUAUUCACAUGAGGAUUCACACUGGUGAGAAGGUAUUUCCAUGUACUGCUUGUGGCAAGAAUUUCAGUACAAAAGGUUCUUCGAAUGCUCACAUGAGAAGGCACACAGGUGAGAAGCCUUUUUUAUGCAUUGAUUGUGGAAAAUGUUUCAGUUGUAAAAGUGAUCAAACUCUUCACAUGAGAAUUCAUACAGGUGAGAAGCCUUUUAUUUGUGUUAAUUGUGGAAAAGGUUUCCGUAGUAAUAGUGAUUUAACUGUUCACAUGAGAGUUCAUACGGGAGAGAAGCCUUUUCAAUGCAUUACGUGUGGCAAACAUUUCAUCACAAAAUCUCAACUGAUUAUUCACACRAGAAGGCACACAGGCGAGAAGCCUUUUCAGUGUAAGACCUGUGGGAAAAGAUUUAUCGAUCAAUAUUCUUUGAAUGUUCACACAAGAAAUCAUGCUGCAUUAAAGCCAUUUUCUUGUGUGAACUGUGGAAAAAGCUUUUGUCAGAAACACAACUUAACUCGACACAUGAUGAUUCAYGCAGGCGAGAGGCCUUUUCAGUGUUUGACAUGCGGGAAAGGUUUCAAUCAAAAAUGCAGCUUAACUGAUCACAUGACAAUUCACACAGGUGAGAAGCCUUUUUCAUGCCUAACAUGUGGAAAAUGUUUCAGUCUGAGACGUGGAUUAACUAAACACAUGAGAAGCCACACAGAUGAUUAGCAUGGUUGCCAUGGAGACAUUUUAACUGGGUAAAAAUCGAAUGCACUCUAGUCGAAAGUAAGUCACCUAAAACAAACUUGAGUAAAAUGUAUGUUUUCCAAGACCAAUUGGUUAUCAGGUAUUUAGUCAUCUUGAUCUCAACUAAAAUAAAUUACUAGAAAAAUACAAAACAAAACAAGCAAAAAAUAAAAUAAAAAUUGCACUGGUGAAAUAAAAGCAAAACUCCAGCAGAGGGAGCUGGUAAUCUCUCAUCUUYGUGUUCAGAAAGGAGAUUUGUUUGUUUCUGGAUWRUUUUUCUAUGACAUCUGGAUGUUCAUCAUCUCACCAUUUGCCCAAUCAAAUKAACAGAAGCUGAGCUUAAUCUGUACUUCUGAAUGUAAGUCAGUCUUGUUAAAGGUAAAUGAUACUCAAACAAUUGUUCUCUAUCUGAUUACACCAUUUGCUGUGUUGUACACAGAGUAAUAACAGUAAAUAACUGCAGUCCAGUGAAGCAGCUCCAUGCAUUUAUAACUCAAUUACUUAGUGAUUAAUUGUUGACUGAUUURGAUGUUUUCUUAAAAUUGUUUACAAAAGAUUGACAAAUAAAAGGUUUUGUGGAAACUUU
Molecule: messenger RNA, 2155 nt
Organism: Poecilia reticulata (guppy)
Lineage: Eukaryota; Metazoa; Chordata; Actinopteri; Cyprinodontiformes; Poeciliidae
Source: RefSeq, a predicted model, not a curated record